UCACCAACAAUCACAAACGCGUUCAUGAGAUUAGAAGAUCGUGCACAUGACUUACACAUGAACAAUAACAGAGUGGUUAAGAAGAGGCCUACCUAUGUAAAAAACAAUUCUAAUUAAUGUUUAUGUUUACAAGUUUAAGUAAACCACAGCUGGACUAACGAGAGAGGCAAACCCAAACUGGACAAGCGUUUAAGUUAUCGUAAAACGGAACAAGUGUUUAGAAGUCGUAGCAGCAUGUGUGUGUGUUUGCGUGACGUGUACUGAACACGGAGAACAGGGCCAGAGGGAAACGGGGCAUACGGCCACUUGCAGGGAGCGGAGCGGUAGUGUGGGCUAAGGCUUCUGUCGGUGUGUGUAAUUGGAUCGGUGGAAUAUUAAAUGUGAGACACUUGUGCCGUUUUCAACAUGGAAUAUAAGGCUUGGACUACGUUGUUUGUGAUUUUGGUUCAAAUCUUGACAGUCGACAGUUUCCCCGGAAGGUCAGGCUGUAGACGGUGCAAGCCUGGGUACUAUGCGCAUGCGUCAUGCACGGACACCAAAGAGACAGUAUGCCGUCGCUGCCCAGAAGGACACUUCGUUCCUGAAUGGAACGUCCUGGAUCAUUGCUAUCCUUGCUCCAAAUGUGGCCACGGUUUAUUCGAGCUAAAGCACUGCACGCGAAUAUCAGAUGUGUUUUGUGAGUCAUGUUCCUCAUUAGAGGCAAGAGCCAGUCCUCAGUAUAAAAUGUUUUGCUGGGGACUUGACGCAGAUGCUGCUGAGAUGCUUAGCGAUGAACCUGAAAAGGAUGGUGAUAAGGAUGAACAUGUGCCCGUUGGUGAAGGCGAGAAACGUUUGGAAACAGAUGAAAAUGAUGACGAAGGUGACAUAGAUGAUGAAGACUCAUCGGGUCAGGUUCAUCAAGAAGGUGAUAUUGAGUUUAAAGAAGCUCUACACGAGCCCCUGAAGGCGACAGAUAUUGACACAAAGGCAGAGGAAGUGGAUAUUCAUGACAUAUCUAACGUGGAUCUGUCAGAGGGAAGCGGAUAUGUUCUGUCGGAAGAGGAAGGAGAAGACAUGGACGAAAUUACUGAACUGCUUGCUCAAUCAGCUACUGUAGAACCCAAGGAAGCACGCGAGGAUGAACUCAUCCCCCUGGGAAAGGUGAAAGGAUCCCCAACUCCUAAUGAGGUUGACCUUGACGUGGACGAGGAGGGAAGCGGUCUGGUGGUUGAGGAUAUGACAAACGUCUCACUGGCGGAGCACGUUGCUGUGACAGACGUUCCUGAGUUGACGGAGGACACGUCAAAGCUGCUGGUGGAGAUUGGUUACUCUGGGGAUGGGGACGAGGUAGAUGUGGUGGACAACGCCACGCGUCCAACCCAUGAGAUCAUCAUUCUGACAAAGGAAAUUUCUACCAUUAGCGCGUCUAUAGAUAAUCCUCUCUCUGGAGUGGAAAAUGAGGAGGCUGACCCUGCUGAAGAAAAUAAAGUAGAAGCCAGUGUGGAUGAGGAGCGUGUAGCGCAGGGCAGCAUGGAUGGAAAGACGAGAACGGCAGUCAUUGUCGGUGUAGCGGUUGGGGCAGUCAUCUUCUUUGCUCUGGGAUUCUUUGCCAGCAGGCACUGCAAGAAACGCCACGCCUUCAAGAGCAUGAAGAAGCUGGAUGCAGAGAAGGCUGCCAAGCCACAGAACGGGACUCCAGAAGCAAUAGAAUUCCGAGAUGGGCGGUCCACGGGGAAAUACGAUCCUGGAUCUUACGAGAGAAGUCCUCUGUCCUCUAGUCCACGAACUGAUUCAGUAGUCCUUCUCAGUAACAAGCCAUUGUCUACAGCUCCAACAAGUCAGGAUAAGCAUGUGAACGGAAUUGACAAGAUCAAGUACAUGGAUGAAACUACAGAUGAAGAGGCCGACUCUGCUACACCACACGACCGCCUCAUCAGGGAUGAGGAAGCUUCCAAGAACGCUAACGGGCAAAUGGGGGCCAAAUCCUUGUCUAAUGACGUCAUGAACAAAUUUGAUGACAAAUUAACCCCGAUCGAGGAAGAGAGACAGCCCAUGAUAUCCAAACAAUCUGAUGAUGCUGAAGAAGCCAGCUAACCUCAUCAUGUCAUUGGAUUUGCCAUCUGUUACGUCAUGUGUGAACUUUAUGGGUUUAAACAGAGUAUUUGCUCUUGGGACGAGGGGUAAUAUGAAGAGAUGUUGUGAGAUUGUUGAGAGUAUUAUAUUCGAAUAAUUUACAUAUUCACGAUCUCCAAAGCAUUGCAUCACAAUUGUAGGCUCCCGCUCCAAUGUUUUUGUCAUCCCAAACACCUUAUGCCAUCAUUGUAAGUAUACAGCGAUGCGAUUAAGUUUUGAUUUAGUUUGGUUCCUUUGAAUAUGUAAAAUGAAACCUCAUUAAUCCGGACGCUAGCCUUCCCAAUAAGUUUUCCACAUUAACGAAUCUGUAAACACAUUUCCUUAUCUGUGUACGGAUAGUUUCACUUUUUAAACUUGUGCGUAUUCCAAGGAGUAACCAAUUGAUGGUGGACUUUCCAGAUCAAGAGGUUCCGGAUUAUCGAGAGUUAACUGUAUGCCAUUAAGGCCACGGCAUGCUGGGUUGCCGUUAUGUCGGGGCCACGUGAGUUGGUGUGUUUCUGUCGAGGAAUGUCACCGUAUUAAUAUUGAUUAUCUUAAGAUUUGAGUUCAACAUUUGCUUUCGUUUUGUGGAACAUUUGCACUGUUAUUUCAACCAUUCUUAACCAGCCAAUCAUCAACCAUUCUUUACCAGCCAAGCAUCAUGCAUCAUAGAGCGUUCAAUGUCUCAAUAUGGCUGAAAUAUUGCAGACAUGAGCCAUUAAGCGUUCAAUAUAUUUCAUUACUUCGUUGCCUUCUCUUACAUAAUAUCAUUAAACCAUGAUUUGUUUUAUCUCCAUGGUGAUCACAAUAAUUGUCACCAACAUUCAUGAGAAUUGACGUAUACAAAAUUGUGACCAAAACUAUGCGACUUCAUGUAUAUGUAGCCUUGACUUAACUUGAACGUGUAUACCAUUGCUUUUUAUUUCGGCUAAAGGUGGCGAAGAAAACCUUGGAAUCGCUUACAUCUUACAUUGAAGCCUUGUAAACUUAAAUUCCCUGGGACCAUAUCGAGUAACCCGUAGUUCGAGACAAAAGGAGAUCUAUGGAUUCCGCUUGAGGUAUACAAUUUCGAGUUUCGAGUUGCAAAGGUUUUUGUUGUAUAAUGGAUUUUACACUGGAGUUUUGCAAGAUUACAAUACAAGUAUUUCUGUCACUUGAAUUUUUAUUUGUGUUGCAAAUAUGGUUUUUCGUUCUGUGUAGUUCCGAUCAUUUAACAUGCAUCUGCCUCUUGGAAUUCAACCCAUUUGCUGAAUACAUCACUUUACAUAUGACACAUGUGCACGUGUACAUAUACAUUGGGAUAAGGUUUUAGUGUAUAGAAACAGCGUGUUAUAAGCUCAGUGGAAGGGAAGCCUAAGGUGAAGUUGAUGUGGUGCUGACCAAACCAGAAUCAUCAUUUUGGAUUGGAACCCACUAAAAGCCUUAAUUGAUUCCACCAACACCACCAUAACUCCCCAUACCAAGCCACCAACCAAUCCACUCCGACAAUAUUGGAACACGUAUUGUUAUCAUGUAUUUAGAUGAGACUGUAAGGAACUGCACAUUCAUCCACAUGGGACGAUAGCGAAAAUGUAAGUAUGGAAGAACAUGUCAUCAAUUAUACUAUAAGACACAAAACUUAAAAGCAUCACUGCCUUUAGAUGUGUAAACUGGGUUUUGAUGAAUCACAUGUGUUUUAUUGUCGGAAAACAUCUAUUCAGUGCCUUUUAGUACUUGUUUAGUAGUGCAUUGUGGCGCAAGUAUACGGAUGCUUAUUAUUUAUUUAUAAAUAUUUGUAUUGACACUAUGUAAACAAAAACACAUUUGCUUCGUUUGGUUGGAUAUUGGCUGUACCUAAGCCCUUCGGGUCUCUUAGAUUAACACCUUCGUUGAUUCUUUGGUGACGAAAUAUGGGAUAAGAAUUAAAAUCUGGAACUUUUGUUUUCAUCAUUGGUAGUAAAUAUAUUUUUUUUUUUUUAAACAGCCAGAUAUCAAUCAGAUUAUGGCACGAAAUAGAGCAAUUAUAAUUCAUUACGGUGUUGAAAAGGUCUAAAUGUGACUUAUGAAAACUAUUCCUAUGAAAACAGGAGAGGUGAAACAAGUCAAUCUGUAACUGUAGUUAUAUGUAUCUUGAAAUUAUCACAAAUUAUGCGUCCUCUUGUUGAAGCUUUAACUUGUUCAAGAAAUAUUCUUGCCGAUGACAUAAUCAUGAAGAGUUUAUUUUCGUGUGUGCAUAUCAGGUUCUUUGUCUUGAUGUCAGUUUCAUUUUGUUUGUUAAUGUACAUACCUGUAACUUACCUUCUAUGUUGUUAAAUGUUGAUAUUUAUCAUUGUCAAUUGCAAACUCAUUUCAGGUUACUGUUUGUUUUCUGUAUCUUUUGCCGGCUUAUACGGAGCUGUAAUUUAUUUGAACAGCAUGCUUUAAAUUUUGAAGAAAAGUAUCACAAAAAUAUUAUUUCUUGGUCACUUGCAUUAUUGUAUGAUGGAGUUCGAUGUCAAUGUUCAAUCAUAACGUGUUGAUCUAGUCUGCGGUUGUGAGAUGUUUGUUAUAGCAGGGAUACGUACACGUGUGUGAAAGUGGGAGAUGAAGGCCUUCAUGGCUAUACAUAGGUUAAUAGCAAGCAUCACUUCGAACGCGACCAAGGCGCGAAAUGGUCGCGUCUCGGUCGCGAUCUAUGCACGUUUGUCUUCAGUGGUAGUGGACGAAAACAUCUCAGAUGUUUUUUCCAAGAGCGAUAGAAAAGCGGACACGUCUUGCAUGGCUGAGAACAAAAGCUUUUGCAACUUUCUGGUUCCCUUUCUGUGUGUCCACUGGUUCUCGACGAUAAUAUAUUGAAUUUCCUCAUACACUUGCCUCUUACCGAAUCAUGUUUCGAUGAUUUACAAACAGUGUAAUAUGGUUAUAACCAACUCCAAGGGACUAGGUAAACUAGUUAUAUACGUAGUUUCUAGUUUCUUACUCGGGAAACCUUUCUGAUAUUUUGGUUUCGAAACAAUUCAUAUACGUUUGAUUUGAAUACAUAUACCAUGUAUUUUUUGAAGAACUCAAAAUAUCUUUUUGGACUUGUGCCAAAUGUUGUGUACGUAUUUGGUACUCGAGUUGGGCAGCUCUCUCUACGAAGAUUUCAAAGAGCGUCAAAAGUUGUUUGAUCGGGGUUGCAACAUUCAGCAAAGUUGUAAAACAAAUUAAGGUAGACAGUUGGAGGAAAUUUCCCUAUUUUAACGAAUCAGUAACAGAAAUCAUGUCCGAUGCAGUUCCCUAUUUUUCUUGUACCACAUGUUCCCGUUUUUUUAAUGAAAAAAAAUACUUGCCUUUGCAUGUGUUUGUGAUGGGUACUGUGGGUGGGGCAGGAUACGCUUACCUUUUCGUGAACACCUGGUAUCAUCACUUUCUGAUAGUGUUUCAAAAACACAUGCCCAUGAUAUAGUCGGAAUCGUAUAAUGGAGAUUUAUUUUGAUUGUGGACGUGUUUCUUGUCGUUUUUAAUUCAUAAAUUCUUAUUAUUAAUGUUUUAUCGUACACAUAAAGAAGCCUUAAACUGACGAAACAUGAAAAACUCUUUGCUCCUUGAAAGUCUUCGUGUCUUGGAAUGUAUGUCGAUGUAUAUUUUGUUGAUGUUUUUAUUGAAUGGUGUCUGUGUAUAGCCGAGAUAGAGAAAUAAAUAAAUAUAUGUUUUGUUA
This is a messenger RNA of Haliotis rufescens (red abalone), 5749 nucleotides long. RefSeq lists its product as uncharacterized. The transcript has 6 exons. Bases 406 to 2073 code for a protein of 555 amino acids. NCBI's taxonomy places the organism in Eukaryota, Metazoa, Mollusca, Gastropoda, Lepetellida, Haliotidae. The record is from RefSeq and is a predicted model, not a curated record. Gene Ontology annotation, molecular function: protein binding.